This is a messenger RNA of Arachis duranensis, 1728 nucleotides long. RefSeq lists its product as uncharacterized. Lineage: Eukaryota; Viridiplantae; Streptophyta; Magnoliopsida; Fabales; Fabaceae. Gene Ontology annotation, molecular function: zinc ion binding. The record is from RefSeq and is a predicted model, not a curated record. The transcript has 2 exons. Bases 1 to 1728 code for a protein of 575 amino acids.
AUGCGGGAGGAUGACUCUAACCAGGAGCCUGUAAAUAUCUUUGGAGACAGCGAUGAUGACACCGGUGCUAAUCCACAUGCACAAGAAGGUCCCUCAAGUUCUGGCACACAGCAUUACCUUCCACACUUCUCGACGCUAAACUUGGAGGCUCUGGGUGAACACCCGGCGGGAGUUGCUGCAGUUGGUGGUUCGUCAACAGAAUUUCAGAUUGGGCAAUCCUUCCAGAGUAAAGAUGAAGCUGUUCUUAGUGUGAAGGACUAUAGCAUCCGUCGAGGUGUUGAGUACCGAGUGUUGGAAUCGGACCAUCUGAAGUAUCAUGGAAAGUGCAAGGGUUUCGGCAAAAGUUGUAGUUGGCUGAUUCGGAUUUCGCUCCGUGCACGAAAGGGCACUUGGGAGUACCGAUCAAGGUGUUGCAACAAGCAACUGAAGCUGAUUUUCUGCUUCAAGCCCAGUUACCGGAAGGUUUGGAAAGCAAAACAGAAGGCAGUUGCACAAAUAUAUGGAGAUUGGGAAGAGUCUUAUGCUGAGUUGCCACGUUGGAUGCUAGGAGUGGAGUUGACGAUGCCCGGGACAGUAACUGUGUUGCAGACGUCUCCUGUUCGAGUUGUGGACCAGAUUGAUGAGUCAACAGUGUACUUUCGUCGUCUGUUUUGGACAUUUCCACCUUGCGUUGAGGCCUUCCAGCAUUGCAAGCCGCUUGUGAGUAUUGAUGGUACCCACUUGUACGGCAAAUAUGGAAGCACCUUACUGUUGGCGAUUGCACAGGAUGGGAACUCAAACAUCCUCCUGAUAGCAUUCGCCCUUGUGGAGGGGGAAAAUGCCGAGUCAUGGUCUUUUUUCUUGUCCAACUUAAGAACGCAUGUGACGCCACAGGAGGGUAUCCUUGUUAUCUCAGACAGGCAUAACGGCAUCAAGUCUGCACUUGAAAAUCCCGUGAAUGGUUGGCUGCCACCACGUGCUUAUCGGGCGUACUGUAUCCGUCAUGUGGCAGCAAACCUCAGCCUUUCUUUUAAAGGUAAAGAUGCCGGAAGGAUGCUGGUUAAUGCGGCGUACGCAAAAACUGAGGCGGAGUUCUAUUACUGGUUUGACAUCAUGCGUACAGAGAAUCCGGCCAUGUGUGACUGGGCGAACCGGAUGGAGUAUGAGAAGUGGACGCAACACCAGGAUAGCGGUAGAUGGUUCGGUCACAUGACGACAAACAUCAGUGAAUGUGUGAACUCCGUCUUAAAGGAAACUCGCAACCUCUCGGUCACUUCGUUGGUAAAGUCCACAUACGGAAGGCUUGCUGGGCUAUUCGUUCUCCGGGGACAAACAGCAGAGGCGCAAGUUGGAUCUGGACAAGAAUUUUGUCAGGCAUUGGUAAAGGCUAUUGAAAGGAACAUAAGAGAGUCAAAGUGCUUCACCGUCACCUUGUACGAUAGGCACCAGUCGGAGUACACGGUUGCUGAGACGACACCGACUGGGAACUUCUCGUUAGGUAGCUAUAGAGUCUCGCUGAAGGAUCACACAUGUGAUUGUGGAUACUUUCAGGCACUCCAUUAUCCAUGUUGUCACGCGAUUGCUUGUUGCGCCCACUCUCGACUUAAUUGGGCAGCAUAUGUGCAUGAGGUGUACCGUAUGAGUGAGGUGUUCAAAGUUUACAGUCAUGGGUUUGUUCCGCCCAUCCUAGAAGGCCUAUGGCCCCCAUAUGCCGGGCCAACUGUCAUCCCUGAUCCUAACAUGAGGUGA